CUGACCUGCUGCUAGGAUCGCGACGGGAACUGGAGCCUGAGGUCCCCGCGCGGCCCGGGCCUGGCGCCCUGAGGGGAAGAGCGGCCCGGCCCGAGGGCGCUGGGGUGGAGACUUUGACUCCAGUCCCUUCCCUAGCCAUGACGGACGGGAUUCUAGGGAAGGCAGCCACAAUGGAGAUCCCCAUCCAUGGGAACGGUGAAGCUGGGCAGCUUCCUGAGGAUGAUGGGCUGGAGCAGGACCUCCAGCAGGUGAUGGUGUCAGGACCCAACCUCAAUGAAACCAGCAUUGUGUCUGGUGGCUAUGGGGGCUCUGGUGAUGGACUCAUCCCCACAGGGUCUGGCCGCCAUCCAUCUCACAGUACCACUCCUGCUGGCCCCGGAGAUGAGGUGGCUCGGGGCAUCGCUGGAGAAAAGUUUGACAUCGUCAAGAAAUGGGGCAUCAACACAUAUAAGUGCACAAAGCAGCUGUUAUCAGAGCGAUUUGGCCGAGGCUCCCGGACUGUGGACCUGGAGCUAGAGCUGCAGAUUGAGUUGCUGCGUGAGACGAAGCGCAAGUAUGAGAGUGUCCUGCAGCUGGGCCGGGCACUGACAGCCCACCUCUACAGCCUGCUGCAGACCCAGCAUGCACUAGGUGACGCCUUUGCUGACCUCAGCCAGAAGUCCCCAGAGCUUCAGGAGGAAUUUGGCUACAAUGCAGAAACACAGAAGCUGCUGUGCAAGAAUGGAGAGACACUGCUAGGGGCUGUGAACUUCUUUGUCUCUAGCAUCAACACAUUGGUCACCAAGACCAUGGAAGACACGCUCAUGACUGUCAAACAGUAUGAGGCUGCCAGGCUGGAAUAUGAUGCCUACCGAACAGACUUAGAGGAGCUGAGCCUAGGCCCCCGGGAUGCAGGGACGCGUGGUCGACUCGAGAGUGCCCAGGCCACUUUCCAGGCCCAUCGGGACAAAUAUGAGAAGCUGCGGGGAGAUGUGGCCAUCAAGCUCAAGUUCCUGGAAGAAAACAAGAUCAAGGUGAUGCACAAGCAGCUGCUGCUUUUCCACAAUGCCGUGUCAGCCUACUUUGCUGGGAACCAGAAACAGCUGGAGCAGACCCUGCAGCAGUUCAACAUCAAGCUGCGGCCUCCAGGAGCUGAGAAGCCCUCCUGGCUAGAGGAGCAGUGAGCUGCUCCUAACCAAACCUGGCUAUCAAGAAGGACAUUGGGAGAGGCAGUCCCAGGGUGGGGGAGAUUGGACAUGGGACAUCCCUUGCCACCUGCCCUCUGGCUUGGGCUCCCUUUCCCUGGCUGGGGCCUGACACCAGUUUUGCCCACACUGCUGUGGGUAGGGAGGGGGCUUGCAGGCCCAGCAGCUGCUGCCCUGUCCUUUAUCUUCCUGGCCACUGGGCUUCAUUCCCAGAUCUUUUCCUUCCACUCCACAGCCAAAGGCUAUGACAGAACCACUCCCUGGCCAAUGGCGCAUUAUUCCUCAGGCCUGUCCCCAGAUCCUGGGGUGUGCCCCCUGACCAAUGGCAGAGCCUCAAAAGGCCCUGUCAGCCAAUGGCAGCUCUUCUUGGGCUCCCCUGGGCCAUGAUGUUGCCUCCAGUACCCUUUGUCCCUCCUCUGUGCGUCCCCCAUUGCAGAGAAGGGGACUGGGACCAAAGGGGUGGGGAUAAUGGGGAGCCCCAUUUCUGGCCCUGCAUCUGAAUGGGCUUCCCCUCACCUACCCACCCAGUUUAAUUGUGCUUAGAGCCCUGGAAGAUUGGGACCUAGCACUAGGAAUAAACCUUUCAUAAAAGCAG
Molecule: messenger RNA, 1779 nt
Organism: Callorhinus ursinus (northern fur seal)
Lineage: Eukaryota; Metazoa; Chordata; Mammalia; Carnivora; Otariidae
Gene: ARFIP2
Product: ARF interacting protein 2
Biological process (GO): intracellular protein transport; regulation of Arp2/3 complex-mediated actin nucleation
Cellular component (GO): trans-Golgi network membrane
Molecular function (GO): protein domain specific binding; phospholipid binding
Source: RefSeq, a predicted model, not a curated record